Molecule: messenger RNA, 1838 nt
Organism: Salvia hispanica
Lineage: Eukaryota; Viridiplantae; Streptophyta; Magnoliopsida; Lamiales; Lamiaceae
Product: BTB/POZ and MATH domain-containing protein 2-like
Biological process (GO): protein ubiquitination
Molecular function (GO): protein binding
Source: RefSeq, a predicted model, not a curated record
CGUCAGCUAAAUCUUCUCUCUCUAAUAAGCUUCCCCAAAACCCUAGAAUUUCAGAAUUGCCAAAUUCCAAUUAAAUUCGAACGAUCAAUACGCUAGAUUCACGCGCAAUCGCCUCUCUCCUCACUCACCCUUAUCCAUAUCCACCAAUUUAGUCUAAGCGCUGUUGAAAUCAUCCGAAUUUAGCUCAGAUCUGUCCUUAUUCCCCCAAAUUGUUUUUUUUAUUGACAAUUCUUAUUCAACCCAAAGUUCCCCGAUUAAUUCAUUCCUCUUCUACCUAUUUGGAAUGGGAAGGUUUAAUCUGGAGAUAUCGAAACCGUCGGAGCCGGCUUUGACCACGUCAACGUCGAGAUCGGAAACCGUUAACGGAUCCCACGAGUUCAUGAUCGCGGGCUACUCGCUGUCUAAGGGAAUUGGGAUUGGGAAGUACGUAGCGUCGGAUACGUUUAUGGUUGGCGGAUACGAUUGGGCGAUUUAUUUCUACCCCGAUGGGAAGAGCGCGGAGGAUAAUUCCACCUACGUCUCGCUUUUCAUCGCUUUGGCGAGUGAGGGAACCAAUGUUAGGGCGCUUUUUGAGCUUACUCUGCUCGAUCAGAGUGGGAGAGAGAGGCACAAGGUGCAUAGCCAUUUUAGCAGGGCGUUGGAGAGCGGGCCUUACACACUUAAAUAUCGAGGCAGCAUGUGGGGUUAUAAGCGCUUUUUCAAAAGAAAUGCUCUGGAAACUUCUGACUAUCUAAAAGAUGAUCGUCUUCAAAUUCGUUGUUGUGUUGGUGUUGUCAAGUCUCGCACAGAGGGACCUAAGAUCUACUGUAUCCCGUUACCCCCAUCAGACAUUGGUCAGCAAUUCGGGAAGCUGCUUAAAAGUGGAAAAGGAACUGAUGUAAAUUUUGAAGUCGAUGGCGAAACCUUUUCCGCUCACAAAUUGGUACUCGCAGGCCGGUCUCCGGUCUUCAGGGCUCAAUUAUAUGGUCCAAUGAAAGAUCUGAGCACACGAUGUAUAAAAGUUGAGGACAUGAAGGCACCAGUUUUUAAGGCGUUGCUUCAUUUUAUGUACUGGGACUCACUACCUGAUAUGGAAGAGCUUACUGGAAUGAACCCAAAAUGGGCUUCAACCUUGAUGUCUCAGCACCUACUUGCUGCUGCUGAUCGGUAUGGUUUAGAUAGGCUCAGGUUGCUCUGCGAGGCUAAACUCUGUGAGGAUGUAGCUAUCAAUACUGUUGCAACAACACUGGCACUGGCAGAACAGCACCAUUGUUUCCAGCUAAAAGCUGUCUGUCUCAAAUUUGUGGCAUUGCCUGAAAAUCUCAGAGCUGUAAUGCAGACAGAUGGGUUUGAGUACCUGAAAGAAAGCUGUCCUAAUGUUCUAACUGAUUUAUUGGAAUAUGUUGCGAGGAUCAACGAACACUCAAUAGCCACGGGCAAGCAAAAAACUGAAGAUAUCCUGGACGGAAGUGAUGCCAAUGGCAGACGCGUUAAGCAAAGACUAACAUAAGUUGCAAUUACCAGGUAGGUUCAAAUAGCUCAGAUGAGAGAGAAAUUGGCAUAGGUUUUUCAUUAGGGUUAAUUAGCAUCAGUUUCAUGCUGCGGCAUAUCUGUAUCUAGUUUGAUGCAAGCUGUAAAUGUUGUUAUGAUUUCAUAUCUUCUCCCUUCGUGUGAUCUAUAAAGGGUGGUUUUAGAGUCUUAUAUAUCUGUUUGUAAUUUGUGCGUUGUUCCAAUUAAUUAUGAAGGUGGGACAUUAACUAACUGUGUUUGUAAUUAGCAGCAGGACUGUGCCAACUUUUGAUUGUUUGUAAUUAGCAGCAAGACUAUGCCAACUUUUGAUUGUAAUUUGUCUUUGUUGA